GCGACGCCGCCCGCGCGCUCCGCCCGCGCCGCCGCCCGGCCGCCCCCCGCGCGGCUCCCGCACGCGCGCCGGGCGCUCGCAGUGCUCUCCCGGCCGCCUGCUGCCGCACCGAGACGGCGCGCGCAGGUAUGGCGCACGAGGAAGGAGCUACCCCUGAGUUGCUAGAUGCUCUCGUCGACAAGCGCCACCGGUCGUACAUGUCUGCGGUCCGUGGCAUCAGCUUAGGGACGUUUCGGGCUCGUGUGCCCAUGUCGACGAUGCCGAUACACCGUCGCUGGGUUCCUAGGUUACGCGCUUCAGGUCUUCUCCCGAUUGCGCGACUUGUGGAGGGAGAUAUGGCCGACCCUACAUGUCGACCUAGGGACAGGGCUCCACGGUUCCAGUUCGACAUGUCCCUCCUCAUGGCACUUCUCGACCGUUGGCGUCCGGAGACGCACACGUUUCACCUCCCGGUUGGUGAGAUGACCCCUACUCUUCAGGACGUGGCGAUGCUUCUAGGCUUGCCGUGUGCUGGACGAGCUGUGGGUGUAGAGGACGUGGGACUCUCGUGGCGCGAGGACCUUUUGCCUCGGUUUGCCGGGGUUCAGAGCAACGAGCUAGCGUUGCCGUACCGGCCCUUGCCUGCGAACCACGCACACGGACCGACAAAGAGGUGGCUUCUACAGUUCAGUGUGAGUACAUAA
Molecule: messenger RNA, 683 nt
Organism: Panicum virgatum (switchgrass)
Lineage: Eukaryota; Viridiplantae; Streptophyta; Magnoliopsida; Poales; Poaceae
Exons: 3
Coding region: 129-683 (184 amino acids)
Biological process (GO): meristem maintenance; meristem development
Source: RefSeq, a predicted model, not a curated record